UGAUUUUGUUUUGGUGGAGCAGGUCUUGCGUUAAUUACCAGACCAGUGGCUAUCAUUGGUGCUGCUCUUACAGCAUUGGGCAUAGCUUUCCUUAACGACAGCUUUGCAGCUAGUUUUAAUGAGAAGGUGAUACGGACUGUAAGGCGUUUCUCCCCGCACUUAGCUGCAAAGAUGAGACCUCCCCACAUGCCUGUCAUUAGGGGACGGUCUUCAGCAAGAAAGACGAUUUACAUCUGUGGCCAACCACGCUUUGUUUCCGUCUUUAUUUGCUUAGCCGUCAGCCUUGUCUUGUGGUUUUCUUCUUGUGGAUUGUUGUGGGUCCUCUAUGCUCUUCUCGCUGGUAUUCUCGCUAUCGUUCUUCACGCAAGCCUCAGAACUCCAAACCUGAAGGCACGUCUGAAUACAUUCCGUGAAGAAUUCCGUGCUGUCUGGCGCAACUACAGUGAACUCUGAGACAUAGGGGAGCUAAGCCGUUACUGUUUUCGAGCAAAGGGCAUGUUGCAGUUACUGCAAAUGAUUGUAGUGAACCAAUGUUGUUUUGGUUAGCCGGCGAAUCUUAGGCCACUGGUCCUGAAAUGCACAUUCCUCUGUUUUGUCCGAACAGAUAUGGUUGCCCAUGGGACGACUGGUUGUAAUGUAUUACUUGGAGAAUCAUGUUCAACACUUUUUUACAGUUUCUUAGUGGCCAAGUUUUAAUUUAA
This is a messenger RNA of Tarenaya hassleriana, 701 nucleotides long. Its product is annotated as PRA1 family protein A2-like. The record is from RefSeq and is a predicted model, not a curated record. The transcript has 5 exons. The coding region runs from base 172 to 453 and encodes 93 amino acids. Lineage: Eukaryota; Viridiplantae; Streptophyta; Magnoliopsida; Brassicales; Cleomaceae. Gene Ontology annotation, cellular component: membrane.